AGCUGACAGCGCCCCCCUUCCCGUUUUCAACUGUUUCCGUUCAAUUGAACGUUCCAGAACGUAAAAGCGUAGUUACUGAACGCAGCCCUGCAAACAUUUGCUAGUGUUGUUGAGAGAAAGCGAGGAAUGUUGAAAUAUUUCGUUCGAUGGACAAACUGAAAAGGCAGAAGAUAUAGUUCGAAUAGCUUGCCUCAUCGAAGUAAAGUAUCGAGCUAGCUAAGGAAUAACGUUACAAAAAUGUCUUCGCCAAGUCCAGGCAAGAGGCGAAUGGAUACCGACGUGGUGAAACUCAUCGAGAGCAAGCAUGAGGUAACCAUCCUCAGCGGACUCAAUGAGUUUGUGGUCAAGUUCUACGGCCCUCAAGGAACACCGUAUGAAGGAGGUGUAUGGAAGGUACGAGUAGACCUACCGGACAAAUACCCCUUCAAGUCUCCAUCUAUAGGAUUCAUUAAUAAAAUCUUUCAUCCCAACAUUGAUGAAGCGUCAGGGACGGUGUGUCUAGAUGUCAUCAACCAGACGUGGACAGCCCUGUAUGACCUGACCAACAUCUUUGAGUCAUUCCUGCCCCAGCUGUUGGCCUACCCCAACCCCAUCGACCCUCUCAACGGAGACGCUGCCGCCAUGUACCUGCACCGGCCAGAGGACUACAAACAAAAGAUCAAAGAGUAUCUCCAAAAGUAUGCGACAGAGGAGGCUCUAAAGGAGCAGGAGGAGGGAGGUGACUCCUCGUCUGAGAGUUCCAUGUCUGACUUCUCUGAGGAUGAGGCUCAGGACAUGGAGUUGUAGUGAAGGGCUGGCAACCGCCCUCCCCUCACCCACACGAACUAUCAUUUCCUAAAGAGCAGAAGCAAACUAUUAUAUUCAUAUUUAAACAAGGCAAUUGUUUUAUUACUAAACAAACAAGGAUUUUUAUGGAUUAUAUGUAUGAGAAGUGGCGGUGUGAAAUGUCAGUCUCCCCCUCGUCUAGGUAUUCUUUAUUACUUACUCAUAGCCCUCUACCAACACCACCCCACCCACAUUAUUACCCCCUCCUACCCAGAAAGGAGUGUAGCAUCCCCAGGAUCCUAGAUGCCCUCCUGCGGCCUGGGUGAUAUUCUGAUUAACCUUUGACCCAACCAUGAUGGAACCGACGAUAGGGCGAGAGCAAAGCAUCAUGGGAAGACAAGACUGUCAGACUGUCAUUGUCAUGACGGAGACGGAUGGAAUGUUUACACUCAGUAACCCCCCCCCCCCCCCACCACCACAGUUUAGAUUUUUAAUUCUCAGAAUUGUUCUGUAUUUGGUGAGUGAAACACUGUUUCAACAGUUACAGCUUGUUCCCCCUCCCCAUGCUCUACCAGAAGCUCUCUGUCUCUAGUGCAAGGCCCCCUCUCUCUGGAGUUAUUUCCACAAUAAGGAAUUACACAGUUUCGAAAGUCAUUUUCUGCCUUCCUUUGGGUGGGGUUGGAAGCUACCAUCAGUAACCUGAUCACUCAUUCCUGAAGAUCAGUUUGUGGGUUUCAUCCAGAUCCACCUAUCCAAUAUGGCUGUUGUUGACCCAUCUUUCAGGCCUUGCCCCAGAGGCCAGUAUACAAGCCUAUCAACCCACCACACCCUGGUUGUCAUAGAAACUGUUCUGUAAACAAGCCUUUCACCCUGUAGACAGGAGCACCAGCUCACCAACCAAAGACAACCUACCACACUUAACACCUGAGAGGUGGGGGGGUGGUGUGUGUGUGUGUGUGUGUGUGUGUGUGUGUGUGUGUGUGUGUGUGUGUGUGUGUGUGUGUGUGUGUGUGUGUGUGUGUGUGUGAGAGAACCUCAUGUUGUUAGACCCAACUGACCCAGGUGGAAACGAAACGGACUACUAGAGCCAUAGUAGUUUCUCAUCUCCGUGACAACCCUAACACACACAGCAUGACAAACUGUUGUUGCUCUGGAUGAGAGAACCACAGAGAUGAAGUACUAUCAAACCAGGAGCUGUCUGUCACUAAACAAACUCCCACUGUUGUCCACCAGACACUCCUUUAGCCCUCCUCUCCGUUUUAGGAAAGUGUUUCAUUCUCUACGCAUCCUUUUGUACCUUGUGGCAUGAUCCAGAAGUGAAGUUGUGUAGUGCUUUGUUGAGCUUAUUUGCUGUAGAAAUCUAGAAAAGACACCUCAUGUGAGAUGGAUGGGUUUCUAUCUAGAUGUCAGCGGUGUCCAGUCGUAUACACACUGAGGGCCAGUGCAUGGCCAGGCUUCAUUCCAUCCAAGCACUAACACACUGGUUUGGACUUCUCUCAGUCUUUAUGGAAGACUAUGAUUAGUUGAAUCAGGUAUGUUGGUUGGUACAGGAGCCACACCACUGGCCCUCUGUAGAUAAAACGGGACUGCCCUGAUCUAGGGGUUGGAUUGGGUUGUUGUGUGACAGGGCUGGGAGGUGUUGAGGAGUACCUGGGGACUUGUGGGGUGUAGAGGAAUUUUGCCUGUUGCUUGUGUUCAACUAUAAUAGGUAUUUGACUUGCGUAGUGCUAGUUAAUGUGCCAGAUGGUGAAUCCUAUUAUAAUCUAUGGUUUUAUUCCUUCUAUAGCAAGCUACUUUCAAAGAGAAUUGUCCUGUAAAGGUGAAGCAUUUAGUUUUAAUUAGAUUUGUUUUUUUCUUCUCCUGAUUUGAAUCUGAUCCUCCAAAGGCAUGUUGCAUCUCUGUAUCCUUUCUCUUAUGCAAAUAGUCUCUUCUGUUUGCAUUGUCAGUGUGCAAGUGAACUUAUCUAGCCUGGGUGUCUGGCUGUUUCUGCUGUGGCCAACUCUUUUGUUCACUGUUUUGGCGCCAUGUUGGGCUAAAGCAGAAACACACUGUCUGGCACCCAGGCUAGAUGAGUACAGCUACAUACCCAGACUGGCAAGCAGUGUUUUAGGGAGUGCUCCAGGAUUCUCCUCUCCUACUAUUGUGUUCAUGGAGAGGUUGGUCAAGGCUCAUCAACCUACACAGGGUGUCCCAUUCAUGCCACAGUACAGUACAUGGGCCCAAUCAUAUCCCCAGAUUGGUGUGCUUAAUCCUAUGAUAUUCUAUAGGGCACAUUCUAUAUGAGACUUUCAGAUAGAAAUGUAAUGUGAAUGGGUGUCUAUUCCACACAAGAGGAUAUUGUCCCUUCUGUACAUGACAGAUAUGAUUUUCUAAACAUUGUGCAUCAAUUCAAUAUGCUACUAGUGAUGGGUACAGUAACUGAAAAAGGUCGAGGUCCUAAACUUUAGGAGCCUGGUGUAUAUUAUUGCCAUAAUAAUGUUGACUCUUUGCUCAAAGCAGAUGUCAUAAUGCUUCAAAACACUGCCGUAAUACUGACGUAAAGCCUGUUAAAGGGGUGUGUACUGGCCUCUUGUCCCAGGUCACAUAAGACGAGAUGUCAUCUGUAUUUCUUUAAGAAAACUCAUCAUAGCUUUCAUUGGGGACAUCCUAGUCGUACACAUAAGAAUUGAAUCACCAUUUAUUUAAUCCCUUUGUUUUCAUUUUCACAAAAUACAACAACUGUCAAAUGUAUAAUAAUAUAGUCAACAUCAUUAAGUAUUGGGGUGCAGGGUGAAGUUACAGAUGACAGAACAGACCCCACACGAUGAUGAAGCUAUUGUUGAUAUUUGCCUGUAAUUUGUCUUUUGCCUCCAUUAAAAUAAGAACAGGAAAAUGACAUUUCUUUGAGAAAUAAUAUUGCAUUCCCAUGUCUGUACUGACAUGGGAAAGCCUCAGCAUUGAGAUGGUUGGAGUUAGCAUUAGCAUCCUAAUACAUUGAGUGUAGUUUUAGCAUUAUGCUAACUGUGGCUCAAUAACAUGGGCACCAGACACUGUAUUACAUGUAUUGUAAUGGUUAACACAAGAGAACAGCCAUAGUGUGUAACUUUGUUGGCUAUUAGCAAAUUGAGCACAAUUUGAGGAAAAACAUGUAUUCUGCACAAAAGCAGAACAACGAACAUCUGAAGAAAAUAGGUAAUGUCUGCUCUCACUGUUCGCUGAGUUGGAAGCAACAAUCAGUGAGUGGACUGGACCCUUUCCCUAUAGCUAUUUAGCGUCAGGACACAGUCAUUACAGUAUGUGUAUUAACUCCCUUUCAAUAAUAGAUAUAUAUACUGUAUUUGAAAUGUUUUGUUGGAUUUGUUUUAAUCCUUUAAGGAUGUAGAAGACCAGAAAUUCCCACAUUUUUAAAGGCAAAUAAGUUAAUGAAUAAAUGUGCUUCCCUUGUAACUUUAAUAAAGAAAUAAACAAAAAUAUGAAAACAAA
This is a messenger RNA of Salmo salar (Atlantic salmon), 4227 nucleotides long. RefSeq names its product ubiquitin-conjugating enzyme E2 H. The record is from RefSeq and is a predicted model, not a curated record. Lineage: Eukaryota; Metazoa; Chordata; Actinopteri; Salmoniformes; Salmonidae.